Molecule: messenger RNA, 414 nt
Organism: Trichomonas vaginalis G3
Lineage: Eukaryota; Parabasalia; Trichomonadida; Trichomonadidae
Exons: 1
Coding region: 1-414 (137 amino acids)
Source: RefSeq, a predicted model, not a curated record
AUGAAUAGCAAUGUUGGUGCUCAACGAAAUCGUGUCGAAUUGAAAAUUAAAAAGAAUCCAAUCAUGCAACCGCAAACAUCUACUCCACAAACCUAUUAUACUAAAAAGGCGAGUUCAAAUGUUCGUUAUGCAAUUCAAGACUCUGAUGCGAUUGACUUAUUCGCUCAACUUAACUCUACAGUAACCAUUGGAAAGAAUCUACAAGCCAAACUUGAGAGAGAAUUGAUAAUUAAAAGAUUGAAACAAAGUUUGUUCAAUUAUUAUAUUGAAAACCUUUAUGGUUCCAACAUUGAUCAAGAUCAAUUAAGCACGAUUGUUGAAAAGGAUAUCGAAUCUUAUGAUCUGGAUAACGUUUGCAAUGAAUCCAGAAUCGUUAAAGACCAAACAAUGCUUGUACCAAGCACAUACAGUUAA